Molecule: messenger RNA, 1567 nt
Organism: Brienomyrus brachyistius
Lineage: Eukaryota; Metazoa; Chordata; Actinopteri; Osteoglossiformes; Mormyridae
Gene: mul2
Product: mitochondrial E3 ubiquitin protein ligase 1a
Exons: 5
Coding region: 113-1132 (339 amino acids)
Biological process (GO): protein ubiquitination; organelle organization
Molecular function (GO): ubiquitin-protein transferase activity
Source: RefSeq, a predicted model, not a curated record
GACCUUUCACCUUCCGGCCGAGAACAGCACUUCCGGGGGAGAGAAUGUCACCCGAAGCUUUUAAAAGAAGUAAAUACCAGGAAACACACAGAUAAUCCCCCGGUGUGUGAAGAUGAAUGAUUUUCCGCUGAAAACGGUGGAAGUGGUGUGCCUGGGAACCAGCGUGGCUUUGUCGGGUCUGUUCUAUUUCCUAUACAGGAAGAAACGGAAAACGGUGGACAGACUCAAGGAAGCACCUCGACUAUCUCUGGACAAAAGCCUCGCUAGUAUCUUAAAUGCCACCCCUGGGAAAUGUCUCCAGUAUGUAAUCAUCCAAGGGACGGUGCAGCCGGUGGGGGAACCACUCCGCAGUCAGUUCCAGGAGGGCAGCAUUGGCGUGGUGCAGAAGCUGGUUCUCAGGGAGCACAAACUCGUGUGGAACAGCCUGGCCCGUACAUGGACAGAUAGCGAGCGGAUCCUGCAUCAGCGUGUCAACACGGUGCCCUUUAACCUUGUGGGCUCGGAUGAGGUGGCCGUCCGUGUGCUCUGUCCCCUGGAGGCAUCAGGCCUGGACAUGGAAAUCGUCCACAAGAAGUUCCACCAGGCCAGCUACGGCUUCACGGACAUCAUCGGCCAGUACCUGAGUGGGGAGAAGCCUAAGGGCCAGCUGGAGAUGGAGGAGAUGGUGAAAGUCGGGGCCACGCUGACGGGCGUCGGCGAGCUCUUCCUCGACACGGACCGCACGCUUAAGCUCCGGCCGCCCGCAGAUGGCUCUGCGUUCUUCCUCACGCCGGUCGACUUCGAGACGAUGCAGGCGGCGCAGGCGGGCCAGGCGUGGAUGUGGAGGGCGCUGGGUCUCGCGUGCCUGCUGGCUGGCGUCGCGGUACUCCUCUGGGCUGCCCGGCGGCACUACCGCCACCUACAGGCCCGGCGGGAGCAGGAGCGUGUGCAGCGGGAGUUCGACGAGCUGGGCGAGGGCGGCGAGCUGCCCGACAACGCCUGCGUGAUCUGCAUGAGCAGGCCGCGCAACUGCGUACUGCUGGACUGCGGACAUGUCUGCUGCUGUUUCCGGUGCUCCCAGGUCCUGCUGCAGCCCAUCUGCCCCAUCUGCAGGCAGCACAUCCAGAGGGUGGUUCCCCUUUACCAGGCCUGAGAACCUGAGGGCUGCUAUACCACCUAUACGUAAGAAUGUUAAAGUCUAACAUUAAAGAGCUUCCACCUAACCCAGCUUUUGGAUGCCUCUCUACCUGAUUGGGGCCCUAAACUCGCAGCCAUAUUCCCCCCAACUCCUGAGCUAAGUUGUACACUAAACUAGAAUCCCAUUCUCCUCUGCAGGCCCAUUGCCCCCCCCCCUUCACGAUGCCCAUCAGGGUGCCUGCCAGCCCCCUGCUGGGGGGCCUCAUACUCCAGUCUGGUAUGGGCUGGUAUCCAGCCUGGUGUCUGAAGCAUAAAUGCAGCAUUUCUGUUUGCUGCGGUGUGAUUAUAUUCACAGUGGAAAUGCGUAUCAUGUCACUGUGUGUAUUUGCUUAACGCUGUUAAUUAGCACUUUAUUUUCAUCAGCUGCUGAUUCAUAAAUGCAGUGUAAAUA